AAGCAGAUUAUAUAUUUACACACACUCCCUCAAUUUGUGUGAUCUACAGACGAGUGCUCUCUGUUUCCUUCUGCGUUCCAUCGAUUCAUACUGCACACACAUACAUGUAUGUGUAGACGCAGAGAGUGUGUGUAAGAUCUAAUCGAGAUCUUUUUAUUUUUCUGAGCUCUUUUGUGUUAACAGAAAUGGCGAAGCAUCGAACGACGUCGGUUUGUACAUGGAUCUUCAUCGCCUCUCUUCUCUUCGUCCAUUCCCACUCUUUCUAUCUCCCCGGUGUUGCUCCCGUCGAUUUCGAAAAGGGGGACCCUCUAAAGGUGAAAGUGAACAAACUGACUUCAAUAAAAACACAACUUCCUUACUCAUAUUAUACUCUCCCAUUUUGUCGGCCGGACACAAUUGUAGAUAGUGCAGAGAAUCUCGGAGAAGUUCUUCGCGGUGACCGUAUUGAAAACUCUCCAUACGAGUUUAAAAUGCGAGAACCACAGAUGUGCAACAUUAUGUGUCGUGUAAUACUAGAUAAAAAAAUAGCAAAGGAGAUCAAGAGAAAGAUCGAUGAUGAUUACAGAGUGAACAUGAUCUUGGAUAAUCUUCCAUUGGUUGUUCCAGUGCGGAGGAUGGACCAGGAAUCAUCCUUUUUAUAUCAACAUGGCUAUCUUGUUGGUCUUAAAGGAAUAUAUGCUGGUAGCAAGGAUGAAAAGUAUUUUAUUAACAACCACUUGGCAUUCACAGUCAAGUAUCACAAGGAUUUACAAACAGACUCUGCAAGGAUCGUAGGAUUUGAAGUCAAACCUUUCAGUGUUAAACAUGAAUAUGAAGGUACCUGGAAUGAUAAAACUCGCUUAACUACAUGUGAUCCUCAUGCUAAACGCACAGUGACCAACUCUGAAUCUCCUCAAGAGGUUGAAGAUAAGAAGGAAAUUAUCUUUACAUAUGAUGUUGAGUUUGAGCCGAGUGAUGUUAAAUGGGCUUCCAGAUGGGAUAGUUAUCUUCUAAUGACAGAUGAUCAAAUUCACUGGUUUUCAAUCGUCAAUUCUUUGAUGAUUGUUCUUUUCCUCUCUGGCAUGGUGGCUAUGAUCAUGCUCAGGACACUCUACCGUGAUAUUUCGAAGUACAACCAGCUAGAGACUCAAGAAGAGGCCCUAGAAGAAACAGGAUGGAAGCUGGUUCAUGGAGAUGUUUUCAGGCCUCCAGUGAACUCAAAUUUGCUGUGUGUUUAUGUUGGUACAGGUGUUCAAUUUUUUGGAAUGAUACUUGUUGCUAUGAUCUUUGCAGUUCUUGGUUUCUUAUCCCCUUCAAACAGAGGAGGGCUGAUGACAGCUCUACUUCUACUCUGGGUCUUCAUGGGUAUUUUUGCUGGGUAUGCUUCGGCCAGGAUUUAUAAGAUGUUCAAGGGAACCGAAUGGAAAAAGAUCACCAUCCAAACAGCUUUCAUGUUCCCAGGAAUUGUUUUUGCCAUUUUCUUUGUGCUGAAUGCUCUUAUAUGGGGCGAGAAAUCCUCAGGGGCUGUGCCUUUUGGUACAAUGUUUGCUUUGGUGUUCUUGUGGUUUGGCAUCUCAGUCCCGCUUGUUUUUGUGGGCAGCUAUGUUGGGUUUAGAAAGCCUGCAAUGGAGCAUCCUGUGAAAACCAACACUAUUCCGAGACAGAUACCUGAACAGGCUUGGUACAUGCACCCAGUGUUUUCUGUUCUGAUUGGGGGAAUUCUCCCCUUCGGGGCUGUAUUCAUAGAGCUCUUUUUCAUUCUGACCUCCAUCUGGUUGCAGCAAUUUUAUUACAUUUUUGGAUUUCUUUUCCUAGUGUUCAUCAUCUUAGUCGUUACUUGUGCGGAGAUCAGUAUUGUGCUGUGCUAUUUCCAGUUAUGCAGUGAGGACUACCUUUGGUGGUGGAGGUCGUACCUUACAUCAGGCUCUUCAGCAAUCUAUCUUUUUCUCUAUGCAGCAUUUUACUUCUUCUCAAAGCUGAAUAUCACAAAGCCGGUGUCUGGAAUCUUGUACUUUGGCUACAUGUUGAUUGCUUCAUACUCGUUCUUCGUGCUCACUGGUACAAUUGGGUUUUUUGCAUGUUUUUGGUUCACAAGGUUAGUAUACUCGUCAGUGAAGAUUGACUGACUAAUUGACAAAAGAAAGGUGGCCAUUCGGUUAUUUUAUUUUGGGGAAGCAUAUAGCCUCUCCCGUGAUUAAGCCUGCAAACUAUAGGGGAACUCUUGAUAGUCUUGAAGUUGGGUAACUUAAUAUAGAAAUUUGUUUUGUAAACUCAGACCGUCACUUGAAUUAGUUUUUAUACCCUUGUCCAUUUCAUUUUGUCAUGAUAGCGUAUUGAGAUACUCUGGUAAGAAAUAUUUGAAGGAAUUACUAUGUGUAGCGUUUCCGGACAGAAUCAUAUGGAGGCAUUGUUAUGUAUGUAAAGCUAUAAAUUUGUCUGGGAAACUUGCUUGUUGAGGUGAAAUAAUUGAUGUGCACGAAUAAUGUAGUUUCAGUGUAUUUCUAGGGACAA
Messenger RNA from Daucus carota subsp. sativus, 2490 nucleotides. RefSeq names its product transmembrane 9 superfamily member 9. Gene Ontology annotation, biological process: protein localization to membrane. The coding region runs from base 186 to 2105 and encodes 639 amino acids. The record is from RefSeq and is a predicted model, not a curated record. The transcript is spliced from 7 exons. Lineage: Eukaryota; Viridiplantae; Streptophyta; Magnoliopsida; Apiales; Apiaceae. Gene Ontology annotation, cellular component: membrane.